This is a messenger RNA of Rhododendron vialii, 1178 nucleotides long. Its product is annotated as PHD finger protein ALFIN-LIKE 4-like. The coding region runs from base 182 to 925 and encodes 247 amino acids. The transcript has 5 exons. Gene Ontology annotation, biological process: regulation of DNA-templated transcription. Gene Ontology annotation, cellular component: nucleus. Gene Ontology annotation, molecular function: histone binding; transcription cis-regulatory region binding; transcription coregulator activity. The record is from RefSeq and is a predicted model, not a curated record. NCBI's taxonomy places the organism in Eukaryota, Viridiplantae, Streptophyta, Magnoliopsida, Ericales, Ericaceae.
CCAUUGACUAAAACAAAAUUCUCCCUAAAUUGAUUAUUGUGAUUAGCACUAAUCCUUUAUCCGGGCUGCAACAAGCUCAGUAUAUAAGCCCCUGCAGAAGUUUUCCGACUACUUUUCUGCCGACUAUAAUCCUUCCUUCCUUGUCUUCUACUCUCUCUCUCUCUCUCUCUCUCUCUCUCUCAUGGAAAACCCUCGGACGGUGGAGGAAGUUUUCAGGGAUUUCAAGGGCCGCCGGGCCGCCGUGAUCAAAGCCCUCACCGCUGACGUCGAAGAAUUUUAUCAGCAGUGCGAUCCUGAGAAAGAAAACCUUUGCCUGUAUGGGUUCCCUAGUGAGCAAUGGGAAGUAAAUUUACCUGCUGAAGAAGUGCCCCCAGAGCUCCCGGAGCCUGCAUUAGGCAUCAAUUUUGCCAGGGAUGGGAUGCAAGAGAAUGACUGGUUGGCUCUUGUCGCUGUCCACAGUGAUGCAUGGUUACUUUCCGUGGCCUUCUAUUUUGGUGCUAGAUUCGGUUUCGAUAAAGCUGACAGGAAGCGUCUUUUCAACAUGGUAAAUGAUCUGCCAACAGUAUUUGAGGCUGUGACCGGGGCUGCAAAGAAACAAGCGAAGGACAAGACAUCGGUCUCAAAUCACAGCAACAACAAAUCCAAGACGAACCAGAAAUCGCAAGGUUCUGAAACCCAGCUCAAACCUCCAAAGGCAAAGAAGGAAGAGGAAGAGGAGGGGUUGGAUGAAGAAGAAGAGGACGAGCAUGGAGAUACACUGUGCGGAGCCUGUGGAGGAAACUAUGCUUCCGACGAGUUUUGGAUUUGUUGCGACAUAUGCGAGAAGUGGUUCCACGGCAAGUGUGUGAAGAUCACUCCAGCCAGAGCUGAGCACAUAAAGCAGUACAAGUGCCCGUCGUGCAGCAACAAGAGAGCUCGGCCUUGAUACCUGCUCAUGACGGUUACGUUAGAUGUUCGGAUCUCUCUGUGUAUUCGAGUACCAUGGUGGCAUGAUAAUUAGUUUUGUUUCUUCUGGUGUAUCAAUUGUGGCUCUGAAACGUGUCUUCAAUUUGCUUCUGAUUAGGAAUGAUAUCCAGUUUCACUAUUGUAGAAAACUAGCUUCCUAGUGAUUGAUUUAGGAAACUCUUGAAUUCACUGAUUUAGUCAAUUGCUGGAGCCUUUUCACUGAUUUUAGUCAA